Molecule: messenger RNA, 1356 nt
Organism: Penicillium antarcticum
Lineage: Eukaryota; Fungi; Ascomycota; Eurotiomycetes; Eurotiales; Aspergillaceae
Exons: 3
Coding region: 1-1356 (451 amino acids)
Molecular function (GO): protein binding
Source: RefSeq, a predicted model, not a curated record
AUGGAAGACGACACGUCAUCUGGCACGUACCAAAGUGACCUCGUUUCCGAUGAUUCAUCUAUUUAUGUACUGGCCGAUGAACGGCCAUCACGGUCGCCAUCCUGGUUUCUAGAGUUGCCCGCUGAAAUCAUCCACUGGAUCCUCUCUUAUCUCUCAGCACCGGAUCUCGCCCGUGCCUCAGCCACUUGCCGAGCUCUUGUCGAUCAUGGAUCCAGCGAUCUGCUGUGGGCUGGGCUUGUUAACGCAAGAAUCCCGCACCCCAUUGAGCAUCCAGGCGUUUUUCAAUCCUUCCGUCGUCUAUAUCUUGCGUACCAUCCCUGCUGGUUUAUACCGCAACACAAGGUCUGGUUCGCGGACAAUGAGAACACGGGUUCCUUAAUCUUGGCUCGAUAUGAUAACCGCCGAGGCGUGGUUGAAGCAUACCGCAUUCUCGCAGAGCGUGGCACUCCCUCAUUCGAUGUCUGGGAGGCAAACCCAGAUGUUAUAAUUCAAUCUUUCGAUCCCCGGAUUCAUUUGUGGCUGGACGAUCCUGUUUUAUUCCUCAAAGACCCGGAACCGUCCUCUUCGACAGCGCCAAUUCAAGCUUUAGGUUAUUUGUCCGCGGAGCGUCGGAUGCCAAUGGCUUUGGAGGCACAACAUGUAUACAGUGCGAUCUCAUUCUGCUCCAAUACGAAACCAAGUUCCGAUGACUUCUGGCCACCCUCAAUCAUCCCCAGCGAUUCACGAGUAAGUCGUGACCUCAGAAAUCACCCAGAAGAACCGGGGUGCCCCCAGGUUCCAAAGUAUAUUUCGGAGCUGUCGGAGUAUGCUUUUCGUCUGAGAAAAUGGGCGAAUUACCGGCAUGUGUUCUCCUCGGGCCCAAGAGAGGCCACUGUUACAUAUUCAACUCUUGACCCGAGCCUUUACACCCCCACAAAGAAGAAGCCAUACCAGGGAAUAUGGGUCGGCGACUAUUCAGCUCAUGGGUGUGAGUUUCUUCUGUUUCGUCAAGUAGAUCCAAUUUCCGAAAGCGAGGAUCCAGAUGAGACCGCAGAUUCUACAGAGAUCGUGCAACAAGGUCGCCUGGAAGCCAUCAAGCUCACAGGUGAUCCCAACGUUCCUCGAGGCCAGUACUCAUUUAUCGCGGAGGACAUUGGCCCCAAAGGUUUGAUUCGAGUAACGACGGACGAGCCUUUUGCGGGUUCCCGUAUUGUCCAUUGCGAGGGACAUGUAGCGGGACUAGGGUUCCGAGAUGACUGCUAUAUAAAAUCCCAGUUAAUUCUUAUGUCUCCCGACUUUAUUGGCCACUAUUGGGAGGAAAUGGGCCAUAUCUCCUACUACCGACGUGUGGAUAUUGAUGGUCUUUUGAAGACCUGA